Messenger RNA from Chlorella variabilis, 1326 nucleotides. RefSeq lists its product as hypothetical. Lineage: Eukaryota; Viridiplantae; Chlorophyta; Trebouxiophyceae; Chlorellales; Chlorellaceae. The transcript is spliced from 9 exons. Bases 1 to 1326 code for a protein of 441 amino acids. The record is from RefSeq and is a predicted model, not a curated record. Gene Ontology annotation, biological process: carbohydrate metabolic process. Gene Ontology annotation, molecular function: hydrolase activity, acting on carbon-nitrogen (but not peptide) bonds.
AUGAGGUCGCUGUUCGUGGCAGCGCUGCUGCUGGCUGCCGUCUGUGGAGCCGCUUGCGCGUCCACCAACACCCCUGGCGGCCUGAGCCGCGAGGAGACCCCGCAGUUCGUCCUGCUCUCGCACGACGAUGCCAUCAAGGGCCCCACCUACGGCAUGAUGACUGGCCUGACCGCCGGCAAGGUCGCCAACAACUGCCCCAUUGCCGCCACCAUGUUUCUGCUGGACAAGGGCAACAGCUGCAGCAAGGCCAAGGAUCUCUACAACCAAGGCUAUGAGCUGGCUGUGCACGCCAUCACACAUGACUCGUUCCUGCCCAAAAGCAAGGAUGAGAUCGCGGAGCAGAUCGUGGGCGGGCGCCAGCAGAUGGCAGACUGCAUCGGCAUCUCUGCCGGCGAGAUGAUGGGGGCGCGUGCGCCUUUCCUGGAGAUCAAGCCAGAGGUGUGGGAGGUGCUGAGCGAGAACGGCUUCCUGUACGACAGCUCCCUCAUCGAGAACACCAAGGGCAAGAGCAUCUCAAACGGCAUGGGCGACCGCGUGUGGCCCUGGGACCUGGGCGAGGGCUUCCCCCAGAACUGCGACCUGUACCAAAGCUCUCAGAAGUGUAGUGGGUCCUACCCGGGCCUGAAGGAGGUGCCGCUCUGGGACCUCAGCGCAUACGGCGGCACGUUCACCAUGGACUAUGGAGACGACCCGUACGGCGGCGGUGGCUCCAACGGCAACGUGCUGGGCACCCUGAUGGCCAACUUUGAGGAGUCUUACAACGGCAACCGCGCCCCCUUCCCGCUCUUCAUCCACUCCGAAUACCUGGAGGGCAACAAGGGGGAUGUGGAGGCCUUCAUCGACGAGGUGUCCCAGCGAGAGGGCGUCUACUUCAUCACCAUCCGCCAGCUGCUGGCCUGGAUGAGCAACCCCAUCCCACUGCAGCAGCUGACGCCCGAGGCGCUGGGCUGCGGCAACCCGGGCGGGGCGCCAGGCACUGGCGAGCCCGCAGAGCCCAUCCUGGAUGAGUUCCCAGCUGAGGUGGACACCCCCCCGGAGGACGAGGAAGAGGGCGGCGACGCCGAGGAUGAGCCAGAGGAGGAGGCCUCGCAGGAGGAGGACGCCGAGAUUGAGGGCGAGAUUGAGGGUGAGGAGGAGGUGCUGGAUGAGGAGGUGGACGAGGAGGUGGCUGAGGAGGAGAUUGUAGUUGAUGAGGAGCAGCCUGAGGAGGAGGAGGAGAUUGAGGAGGUGCUCGAGGAGGAGCCGGUGGAAGAGGAUGGCGAGGGCGACGACGAGGGCGAGGGAGAGGAGGUGGUUGUGAUGACUCGCCGCAUGCUGCGCGCCUGA